GGCAGCAUGGGAUCCAACUCGGCCUCCUGGCCAGAGAUCUUCCUAUGGAUAUACAUUCUGUCGAUAUUGUCAUCAUCAGCAGCAGGUGAAUUCGUUUUCAAAGAAAACGACGAGGACCGUCUGUACAAAGAUAUGAUGAAAUACUACGUGAAAUCGUCACUUCCAGUGUUAGUGAGCAACUCUACUAGCGUUAAUGUAGAUAUAGUACUCAACAGUCCAAGACUGGAAUUACUGGAAACAUCAACUGAUACUAUGACGAUUUACUUUUUACUUAGAAUAACUUGGCAAGAUGAAAGGUUGCAAUGGAACGCUUCGGAAUAUGGAAAUUUGAAAAUCAUGAGACUCCCCCCAGAUUCAAUAUGGCUGCCUGAAUUGGAGGUUUAUAAUGUUUCACCGUUUCAUCCAAGCAGCAGCAAGUGCCAAAGUAUAGUGGUCAAUUCUACGGGGUUCGUAACGUAUGCUCCUAUGCAAAUAAUUUCGUUCUAUUGUCAACUUGACUUGUCGAAGUUCCCUUACGACACGCAAACAUGCUCACUUGAGAUGGGGCCCUGGUCAUACAACAGCGCAUACCAGAACAUGACGUUCAAUGGCAAGACUGGACUACAGGAAGUAUUUGUGAGCAGACGAGAGAGAGGUCAUCCCCAAUGGACAAUAGAUACAAUAAAGACCAACAUUUGGCAUUACAAGUAUACAUGCUGUCCGGGGAUAUUCCAGACUCUUUGGGUAUCUAUCACUGUUACCAGAGUAGAAUCAUACUACAGCCUUGCUCUCGUGGGACUGCCAGUCUUCCUCGCCAUCCUUAUCCCUGUGGUGUUCUUGCUUCCUCCUGAUCAGACAUCCAGAACAAAUUACGGUAUGAUACUGUUGAUGACUAUGACUGUGAUGAUGAUGGUCUUUCAAGAGGCUGUACCGUUCGAUCACGCCACAACCCCAGUUCUAGUGGUGUUCUACUUUGCCAUCUUUGUACUGCAGUUCUUCAGCAUUCUCUGCUGUGUAUUAACCGGUAAUCUGCGGCACAGGGGAGCAAGGAGAAAGCCUUUACCGGCCUGGCUAGGUUCCCUGUGUAUACGGUUUCGCGCUCUACGGAGGUGUCUUUGUUUGGACAGUAACUUCCCGGGAUUCCAGGAAUCUUAUACUCAGAUGAACAUACGUUCAUUGGAAGAAUCCAAGGACCUGGCACAGGACACUAGACUGGACAAUGUCGAUAUUGCAGUGACGGACGAACACUUCCGACACAUAGCGAACAACACAAAAAUUAUGGCCGGAAAAGUCCUCCGAAAGAGCACGUACGAAAAGCUGGCACGUGAUUGGCAGGAAGUUGGUCGGUGCCUCGACAUAUGUUUUUUCUUUUUGUUCCUAUUGCUGAUCAUCAUCAUUGCUUUAACUACAGUACUGUAAAGGAUCACAGAUUUCCCAUUUACUAGUAAAAUGUAUAUAUCAUCACAGGCUAUGUUAAUAUAAAACCUCAUGUUAUCUGUUUCUGCACAUGGUUGCUUGCAAUACUCAUUCCGCUAUCAGAACAUUUAAUAGCCGCAUUUAGAGUAACAGUAAAAGUUCCAAAAGAAAUUAAAAAAAAAACAACUUUGUGUAUGUAAAAAUAAUGUGAUCAUAUGUCAUUGAUAUGAUUUACAGUCUUUUUAACGCUGAUGUUGCACGUACAAUUCUUUAAACAUUCUCAUCAUUUUAUCCUUUGUAUAGCAUAUCUUAAACGAUAUAUCCAAUAAAGUAUAUUCUAACAAA
Molecule: messenger RNA, 1740 nt
Organism: Pecten maximus
Lineage: Eukaryota; Metazoa; Mollusca; Bivalvia; Pectinida; Pectinidae
Product: neuronal acetylcholine receptor subunit beta-3-like
Exons: 8
Coding region: 7-1398 (463 amino acids)
Biological process (GO): regulation of membrane potential; chemical synaptic transmission; nervous system process
Cellular component (GO): membrane; synapse; neuron projection
Molecular function (GO): transmembrane signaling receptor activity; neurotransmitter receptor activity; extracellular ligand-gated monoatomic ion channel activity
Source: RefSeq, a predicted model, not a curated record